ACAACACUGGGAACACGACGAGAUGGCGACCUCUCUGCUGCGGUUAGGACGGCUGAGCUCUCUCAAGUGUCUGCGGUUGGAGAGCGUCCUCAGGACUCGCUCGGCCGCUGCGUUCUGCACUCAGACCGAAGAACCAGCGAAGAAGACGAAGGCUGCGAGAGAGACAGCAGAGGCUCCAGAUGAGAGAGCAGCUCUGAUAGCCUACAAGACCGCAGUUGCCUUCCCAGUUAAACUUUCACACCCCGGAGUUUUCCCAGCACAGUCUGUAGGUGCAGCAGGAACAGUCGCAGCAGCAGCAGCAGCAGAGUCUGUUAGUGCUGCCAGUGACGUUGCUGCAGCUCCAACCGCCACCUUAGAGUCAGCUCCAGCGCAUGACACUGCUCAGGUUAUCACUGAUGCAGCUCCAUCUGUAGCUGAUGCAGCUCCAUCUGUAGCUGAUGCAGCUCCAUCUGUAACUGAUGCAGCUCCAUCUGUAGCUGAUGCAGCUCCAUCUGUAACUGAUGCAGCUCCAUCUGUAGCUGAUGCAGCUCCAUCUGUAACUGAUGCAGCUCCAUCUGUAGCUGAUGCAGCUCCAUCUGUAACUGAUGCAGCUCCAUCUGUAGCUGAUGCAGCUCCAUCUGUAACUGAUGCAGCUCCAUCUGUAGCUGCAGAAGCAGUCGCAGCAGCAGCAGCAGCUGCAGAGCCUGUUUGUGCUGCCAGUGAAGCUGCUGCAGCUCCAGCAGCCACCUCAGAGCCAGAUGCUGCUCAGGUUAUCACUGAUGCAGCUCCACCUGUAGCAGACUCAGCUCCACCUGCUGCUGAGCCCCUGGUAGAUGCAGGCAGUAAAGACGACACUCCCGUCACAGCCGCCGCCACAGAUGACGCAGUCACAGCACAGGCGACCUCCUCUGAACCUGCAGAUCCAGCUGCUGACGGAUCGUCGUCGUCGUCCAGCGACUCUGAUUCUGACUCAGACUCAGACUCUGAUUCCGACUCUGAUGACGAGAAGACACAAGUGAAGACUGAAACCGGGACGCAGGCGCAGGAGGUGUCAGAAGAAAUCCAGGAGGUCACAUCAGAAGUGAAAGAAGAUGCUGAAGCAGCUAAGAAGGAAACUCCACCUGAACCUGAAGCUACUCUCACCUCCACUGCUGAGGCUGCUCCAGCAGCUGCUGCACACACAGAAGCAGCCGGUGUCAGUGCUGAAGAGUUAGUGGACUCUGCACCUGUAAUCUCCACCUCUACUGAAGCUACUCCAGAGAUCAGCGACACCAUCCCAGAAGUUUCAGCUGAGGCUGCAGCAGAACCUUCUGCAGAAGAUGUUGCAUCUCCUGCCGUCCCCAAAUCCCCUGUAGACACUCCAGUUGAAGUUGCGACCGAAGCUGCAACUCCAGAAGAAGCCCAGACUGACGCUCCUGUAGAAGCUGCAGAGGCUGUCCCUGCCGAAGCCGAAGCCACAGCAGCCGAGCCUGUAGAAGCUGAAGCUGCCCCCACUGAAGCUGCAGCUGAAGUUUCUGCCCCUGUGGAGAGCCCCGAAGAACUGGUUGACCCCGCUCCAGUAAUAGCUGAAGCUGCCGAAACCAUCACAGAAGCUGCUCCAGCCCCCGCAGAAGCCACCGCCGAAGCCGCCACAGAAGCCGCCACAGAAGCCCCCGCAGAAGCCCCCGCAGAAGCCGCCGUAAAAGCCCCUGCAGAAGCCGCUGUAGAAGCCGAGCCAGUAGGAGCUGCAGUGGCUGCCGAGGCUGCAGCUGAAGUUUCGGCCCCUGCAGACAGCACAGAGGAGCUGGUGGACGCCGCUCCGGUCGUGGCUGAAGCUGCAGGAGAGGAGCUGCAGGCGGAGGCCCCAGUCGAUCCGUCUGAGGGUACACACUACACCACCCUAUCCCCCCUAAAUCUCUACCUCUCCCCUCUUCUCCUUUAUGGAUCUUUUGAGCCCCCACAGUUCACCACACUUUUCUCUCCAUCCCUCAUAUAACACAUCCUGUGUAGAGUUCAGGUGUUAACCAGAUGUCACCUCCUUCACAUAGCUGCUGUUGCUUUCACAGCUUUUUAAAUAUCAUCCCUGGAUUCUCUUAACCACUCAUUGGCUUUCAGUUUGCUUUCUGUGCAUGAAGUGGAUGUAGUGCACAUGUAUGUACUUGAACCACGCUCGCAGGGCUUUCUGUUGCAUUUCUUCUUCUUCUUCAUGCAUCU
Molecule: messenger RNA, 2172 nt
Organism: Scomber japonicus (chub mackerel)
Lineage: Eukaryota; Metazoa; Chordata; Actinopteri; Scombriformes; Scombridae
Product: skin secretory protein xP2-like
Exons: 3
Coding region: 23-1954 (643 amino acids)
Source: RefSeq, a predicted model, not a curated record